GUAAACUUUGUGACAUCAAUGGGUCAAACUCAAACCUUUUUCUCGUCUUUUGUUUAAUUAAUUGUUUGAAAAUCUCAUUCCUCUACCUCCUCCUUCUUCGUCUCACGUCUCUGUUCCUAGAGAGAGAGAGAGAGAAAGAAAGGAAAGCGUUACUCUUUACCACUUUGGUCCAAAUCAAAAUCUGGUUUUCACUCAAAGUUUGGUUUUUGAUUCUUCUUUAGUGAGGAAACAGAGCAAACAAAAAUUCUUUGAAGAACUUUGAGUGAUGUCUUCUGUAGCAGUGUUAUGGGUUGCUGCUACUUCUCCAAAUCCAGACUCAAUGAACACUUGUGGGUUGGUAAGGGCUUCAGAAUCUUCCAGAGUGCUCUCUCGUUGUCAGAAUCAGAGAGUGAACCAUGUACUGAGGUGCAGAAGGGGAAGAGGAGGUAGUGUUGUGUCUUCAAGCUUAGUAGCACAUUCUGCAGGAGAGAUGAGCCUCUCAUCUGAAGAGAAGGUUUACAAUGUUGUGUUGAGACAAGCAGCUUUGGUGAACAAAAAACAGCUAAGGUCUACUACUUCUCAUGUUCUUGAUGAUGUGAAGAAACCACGGGAUAUUGUACGUCCUGGGAGUUUGACUUUGUUGGAUGAAGCUUAUGAUCGAUGCCGUGAAGUUUGUGCUGAAUAUGCUAAAACGUUUUAUCUUGGAACUUUGCUUAUGACACCUGAAAGACGCAAAGCUAUUUGGGCUAUCUACGUUUGGUGUAGAAGAACUGAUGAACUAGUAGAUGGGCCUAAUGCAUCACAUAUAACUCCCAUGGCUUUAGAUAGGUGGGAAGCAAGGCUGGAGGAUCUUUUCCGUGGCCGUGCUUUCGACAUGCUUGACGCUGCUCUCGCUGAUACAGUUACUAGAUACCCUGUAGAUAUUCAGCCAUUUAGAGACAUGAUAGAAGGAAUGAGAAUGGAUUUGAGGAAAUCUAGAUACAAGAACUUUGAUGAGCUCUACCUCUACUGCUACUAUGUGGCGGGAACCGUCGGUUUGAUGAGCGUUCCGGUUAUGGGAAUCGAUCCUAAGUCCAAAGCAACGACCGAGAGUGUUUACAACGCUGCCUUGGCCCUUGGUAUAGCCAAUCAGCUUACCAACAUACUCAGAGACGUUGGUGAAGAUGCAAGAAGAGGAAGAGUUUAUCUGCCACAAGAUGAAUUAGCUCAAGCCGGUCUCUCAGAUGAAGAUAUAUUCGCUGGAAAAGUGACUGAUAAAUGGAGAAACUUCAUGAGAAUGCAGCUUAAGAGAGCAAGAAUGUUCUUUGACGAAGCUGAGAAAGGCGUCACUGAGCUUGACACUGCUAGCAGAUGGCCAGUAUGGGCAUCGCUGCUAUUGUACAGGAGAAUAUUGGACGAGAUUGAAGCGAAUGAUUACAACAACUUUACGAAGAGAGCUUAUGUUGGGAAAGUUAAGAAAAUUGCAGCUCUACCAUUAGCUUAUGCUAAAUCAGUACUAAAGGUUUCAAGUUAAGAGGAAUAUUACUAAGAUAGCUUUUGUGAUUAAAGGAAAAGCUUAGGGUUGAAUUUAUGAUGUUGUAACUAAUAUAUACAUAUAAUGGUGUUCAUUUACUUUUCUAUAUGUAAAAAGUAAAAAAAAGUUAUAUU
This is a messenger RNA of Raphanus sativus (radish), 1626 nucleotides long. RefSeq names its product phytoene synthase, chloroplastic. The record is from RefSeq and is a predicted model, not a curated record. The transcript is spliced from 7 exons. Bases 266 to 1492 code for a protein of 408 amino acids. NCBI's taxonomy places the organism in Eukaryota, Viridiplantae, Streptophyta, Magnoliopsida, Brassicales, Brassicaceae. Gene Ontology annotation, molecular function: geranylgeranyl diphosphate synthase activity. Gene Ontology annotation, biological process: carotenoid biosynthetic process.